Molecule: messenger RNA, 3938 nt
Organism: Closterium sp. NIES-67
Lineage: Eukaryota; Viridiplantae; Streptophyta; Zygnematophyceae; Desmidiales; Closteriaceae
Source: the annotation of a GenBank genome assembly
UUGGAACUGCUGGCUUCAAGAGUACACGAGUGCUGUGAGGAAGGACAUAAGUCGUCCCGUGCUUUGCCUUCCCUCACAGCACCCGCUUUGGGAUCAUCAACCUUGGCAUGGAACCAAUUUCAUCACUAGUAUAGUAGGAAAGGCAUAUGCAACACCAGCGUGCCAAGGGCAUUCAUUCCAACGUUCUUCAAUGUCUUUCCAUAAUUCAUUGAUUUGCUUCUGAGACGCCAAGAGAACACAACCAGGCAAAGCCACCCUGACAAACAAGCUUCUAAUCGUCCGUCCCGACGCUCACCUUGAAAGUGUCGCUCCUCAUAUCCUUCCGACAUGGCCGGGAUCUCAAUUACUGCUCUGCUCUCUGCAGUUCCUCCAUCACCUCGCGUUUCAACCCUCAAAGCCACCAAUGCGACUCCAGGAUUUCAUUCAAGCUCCGACGAAACAGCCGUUCAAGCAUCGCGAACUUACAAGUGUCAGAUUGACUCAGCACCGCGUUCGAGGCAAGACCCACUGCAGGCCCCAACUCGUGCCUCUCACGUCUCGCGAGCAGUGGUCAACGCAGACCGCCAAUCAGCGGCGACGGUUGAUCAGGUCGAGCAGGUCUCAACGACCAAUGAACAAGUCGAGCUGGAUGAGCAGGAAACUGCAUGUGCCUCGCGUGGCUCGUCCGACAAUGCCGUCGUAUCGUCAAGAUCUCCAGAAUUUGAAUGCGUUCGCGUGACGGAGGAUCCACAACUUUGGGCUGCAGCAGCGCUGCGAGCAGAUGCACUGUGCGAGACAGAACCGCAUGUGAGGUUCGUGGACAGCUACAAAAAAAGGUUUACCGAACAGGAAUUCCACUCCAUGAAGCGGCGCAUCAGGGGCAGCACGGGCCAGUCCAUCCGCUGCGUCUGUCUUGCUGCCAUCCAAACCCAACCAGAUGACUCCCUUCAGAUUCUCCCUGACAACAUCAUGCAGCAGGUUCUGCAUGUUCCUCCUGCCUCUGCCAGUCCCACCAUUCACAUGAACGGCUCUUCAAUUGCAACCCCGGAAUGUGUGCAAGCAGACAAGGAAACGAAGUUUUUGGAGCAUAUGCUGGGGGAAGCAGGAGCGGGGAGGGAGAUGGUUGAACGACCAGAAGGUUUCAGGCAGGGAGGUUUUGUAGCAGCAGGAAGUGCGACUGGAGGGGUUGUAGCGAAGCAGAAGGUGACAGAGCUGGAGAGAGUGAUGGGUACUCUUGACGUCAGCCUAAGGCGGCUGGGUUCCAACGAGAUAUUCCCCGGGGUCGAGCGCCCUCCCGAGGCAUCUGGUUUUUUUGUGUCCCUGCCUGACAUAUCGCUGCCUGACAUAUCCUUGCCUGAGUUAUUGCUGCCGGACACCUCCACUGCACUCGCAACAAUGCAGACCGCCCUCAAGGACCUCCAGGCAGACGUGCUCAGCUCCACUGCCACCCUUCCCUCGUCCGCCCUCACUGCUCUCUCCACCACUGCCAACCGCCUCCAAUCCGCUGCCACCGGCCUGCAGGCUGCUGUGAGCGACAUUGGAUCGGCUGUGAAUGGCAUUCCAUAUGAGAUCCGCUGGUACCCUUCUACCCUGCCUGCCUCUGCUUCCACUCUCCUCAGCAACGCCCUCACUGACCUCCAGGGCGCAUGGCAGACAGUGGCACAGGAGAACGAAGAAAGUGUCCGUCAAAUGACGAGUCAAGUAGCCCCUGCCGUUUCGACAGAGCAAACUGAGAAGAGCCAGUUGCAGGGACCAGUGCAGCAGAAACAGCAUGAGCCAAUUGUGGAACAGCAAGUACAGCAGCAGCAGCAGCAGCAGCAGCAGCAGCAGCAGGAGCAGGAGCAGGAGGAGGAGCUGGAGGGGUAUACAGGGCAAGUAGGGAUGGAGCGGCCAUGCUAUGCAUACAUAUCGAAUGUAUGCGUGUCGAACAAAUUCAGGCGACGGGGCAUUGCUGCAGCUCUCAUGCGUGCUGCAGCUGACGUUGCGGCAGAAUGGGGUGCUGACGAGGUGUAUGUUCACGUGCAUGCGUCCAACACAGCAGCACAUCAUCUCUACCACCAGCUGGGCUACCAGUUGCUGGACAUCCCAACAGCUCCCACUGGCCACAUCUUCACUGCAUGGAAGCCAACUGGCAGUCAAGCUUCUCUUGAUGACACUCUGCUGCUGCGCCUGCCACUCAACCGCAACACACAGUUGCCAAGAUGACGAAUGAACGGCAGAAACAGGAGUGUGCCCUGAACCCUGCUCAUUGCUCUCUCAUACAUUGUGGCUUGCUCUCUCAGGCAGACGUUCUUUGCACAGCAGAACCAACUUAUUUUAUUCAUUAUGCAGCAGGUCAAUAAAGAAGUCGCACAGCAAGUCCUCAUACCCACGCAACUUGGCAUAGCCUGGGAAGUAGUUGACAUCGAUAAUGAAGAACCCGUUGGGGCAUGCAGCAGAGCGCACGAUAUCUGCAUUGAACAGCCUCAAACCCAGGUGCUUCCUCAAGUGCUCUCCCAGUGCGUCUGCAAAGCCAUCAGGCAGAGGGCCGGGCCAAAGUUCAUCGGUACCCCUGUCUACGUUGCUGCUUGUUAUGCUGGCAGUGCUGGAAAGCUCAGAGGGUUGAGGCACAGUGGCAGUCAUAGGGGCAUUUGAUACUUGAGAGAAGGGUAAGUACCCAGGGGAAACAGAAGCCUUGCAUUGAGAUGGAGCUACAUUGGGAAGGGAUGGGCGAACCUCACACCGCACGGAGGAGCCGAUAACAUAGAGCUUUGUGAGACGACCUCCAUGGUUGAUGAACUGCUGAAGGACAAUGGAAGGUUCUUCACAGGUUACAGCAGGAGCUGGGAUAUCGGCAGUGGUGGAAGCCAUGGUGGAGGCGGCAGCAGCAGCAGAGGCUGGGGAGGUCAUGGUGGUGGGUAUGGCAGCGAGGGAGUGAGCGAGGGCAGAGAGGCCAUGCGUGUUGAAGACAAGAGAGAGGGAGUGAGAUGCCGUGCUCCCAUUGGCCUCCACUGGUUUGGCCACUAGAGGAAAAGAAAGACCCUGAUUCUGCAGGACUGCUUGCAGAGCCGAGGAACCACCCGGCCCAUCUUGGAUUCCUGCUAGCCGGCUUAGCUCGCUCACAGUGAGCACCGUCUGCUGCGGCACACACACAUAGUACCCCGGUACUAUCUCCCACCACCGCCCCUCUCCUUCGCCUUCACCUCUUUCCGCACCUCCCGUCCUUUCCGCUCCAGCUGCUGACUUCUCUUUCCCUGCCAACUUCCAGCCUUCAGUGGCCUGAGACGUGUCAGCAUCAGGAAGAAGGCCUUGGAGCAUAGAAGCGCGGUCGCACACGCGAGCGAUUCUCUCUGGCGGGUCCACGAUUCGCCCAGCGAGAGUAGGGAAUCGCGCAGCUAAGAUUCGCAGCUGAUCAGCCCACUCCGCUGUGAGAACCUUAUGCAGCACCGCAUCAUACGGCGCUUUCUGCGGGACCCCAUGAUCGGCGGCAAUAUCGUUUUCCUCGCUACUAUUCUGAUACUCGAGAAGGUUCUGGAAAGGAUCGACAGGGACGAGUUCGAUGCCCUUCGCGAGGCAUGCGGCGAUCAACGAAGGCGUCAGGAAUGUCCGCACCUUCUUCGGUGCGAAAGCGCAUGCGAUGCGGUAUGCUGGCAGCGACGGACGGACAGGAUUGCUAGUGGAGGGCUGAACCAGUGGUGAGUUCAUCAGACGAGCGCUGGAUAUUGCCGAACAAGGUUUUGGCUUGCAUGUGCUCAACUAAGUGGAAGCAUGCUAGGAACAAGGUUUUGGCACAGAAAAGUGCUGCUGAGUCGGAGCAAAAAAUUUACAGCCACACGACACGAGUGAGGUAUUUCACAUUCUCCAGUUUUACCAUGCUACAGAAAAUGUUCGGGUUCACUGUAUCUCGGGAUAUCAUACACGAUAAUAGCCAGUGGUGCAUAUCCCAGACAUGAAAAUUCAAAUCAACGGCCACAAAUGAC